Messenger RNA from Xyrichtys novacula (pearly razorfish), 25449 nucleotides. The record is from the annotation of a GenBank genome assembly. Lineage: Eukaryota; Metazoa; Chordata; Actinopteri; Labriformes; Labridae.
CUCGUGUUGAGCCAUUCUCAGGAGCGAGUACUUUGCACUGCACACCAGCAAGAGGAGGAAACUGCAGCUGUGACUUAAAACGCUGCCUUUUGAUGACCUGCUUUGCAUUUGGACACUUGUAGACCAGUUUCUUUUCCCUGAGCUUCAUUUCAGGGCGGACGAGCCUCUGGACUUGAAGGGACAGCAAGACUGACCUGAACAAAGUGGUGGAUAAUCCAGCCGGCAAGUGUUCCUUCCAACAUAACAAAAACUAGUUCUUAUCACCACUAUACUCGCCAGCAGAGCAGAUCAAGUGCAGGCUCCAGUUUCUGCUCUGUGAAAUUGAAUCAGAGGAACGGAGAGGCAAUACAGCAGAGGCAUUGUGUCCCUGCAAUUGAAACACUAACCAGCUGAAAAUAUCAAAGACCAUCCUGGACAAAGCGUUCCUCUCAAACCCUCCUUGUUGGUCCAAAUUCAGCUGAAGUACAAAGUCAUCAAAAGCUGCACCACACUCAGAGAGGAGAGGGGAAGCAAAGGGCACCUUACACACAGGCACGGGAUCGCGCACAGGUGCCGGGGCUGCCAUGGUGCGUGGACGUGGCGUGGCAGUUGCCCCGUCCUGCUUGGGCCUUUGGGUAUUCAGCACCCUGUCGCUGGCGGCGCUGUGCUUGUCGGACACGGCCAUUCGUUGCCCGGUUUGCUCCGAUGAGAGGCUGGCCGCCUGCCGUCUGCCAGAGGGCUGCGAGGAAACGGUGCGAGAGCCUGGCUGCGGCUGCUGCCCCACCUGCGCCCUACCUAGGGGGGCUCACUGUGGCGUCUACUCUCCACGAUGUGGCACCGGCCUCCGCUGCUACCCACAGCGUGGCGUGGAGAGGCCACUGCACUCGCUGAUGCACGGCCAGGGGGUGUGCAUGGAUGAGAGAGAAGUGGAGGAGAACUCAGGUGAGAGCAAAGAGGUCAAAUGUUUGACCUCUUCACAGAGCACUUUCACUUUCUCUAGGCCUUUGUCAUUUACUCUCACCCCACUCACACGGGAUUUCUCUGCUAACGUCCGUGUAGAGAUGCUGUCUUAGCACAAAGCGUGUAACCAGGUCACCUCAAACUCGGAGCCUGUGUCCGCCUUGCUCUGUGGACCCGGCAGACAAGAAUGCUUUCUGUCUCCGCUCCCUGGGUCUUACCUGAGCUGGGCAGGGUCAGGCUUGGAGGAGAGGUGAGGGGUGACAAUGUGCUGCUUGUUUACCCUAAUCUCUGCUAAGCCCCGAACCAGAGCGUGCACACACACCGGCUCCUCACGCAUGGCCUGAUGGGAGAGUGCACACAGUCCCCCUGCUGUCUUGCGGCUGCUCGCUGAGAAAAGGGCCCUGCUGUAAGAUGCAAAGCAGGCUUCAGAAGGGAGAGUGCUGUGGUGAUAGCUGUGGUGGGCGUGUGAGUGUGUACUCUAUGUGCCUGUAUGUAAGAAGCCUGCGGGGCGUGCAACUCCGUUCCCUGUUUUAGAGUAAGAAUCGUGCAAAUCAUCGUUCGGUUGAUGCAGAUUCCCAGCAAGCCUUUGGGUGUGCAAUUACCUUAUCAUGUUAAGCUGAGAUCCUGCAGGUAGCUGUGCAAGGCAGGCGGUGAAAUGCAUUGUAGUGGUCAGAGUGUGUGUGUGUGUGUGUGUGUGUGUGUGAGAGAGUGUGUGUGUAAUGGGAGGAGGUAAUAAAAGCUGCUGUAUGAAAUGACUGUAAUGGAGUGUGGCUAGUCUGGGGCUAUUAGAGCUCUCUGCAAUCAGUAAUUCACUUGGUUCUCUUUCAUGGACGCCCCCACUCCUCCUCCUCCUCCUCCUCCUCCUGCUGCUGCUGCUGCAGAACUCCUCUUUUGCUGUCAAUGUCUCUAUCACACUCUUUUUAUUCCCCUCUUUGUUGCUGAGUUCCCUUCGCAAAGCAGAAAGUCUGUUUCCACUUUCACUCAGUGGGAUGUCUAAUGCUGGAUGUGUUAUCUGCAUAUCCAGUUCCAGUUCACUGCUUUGACGUUCACUUCUUCCUACUGAGGAAACUGUUUCCCCUGUUUGUCUUCCUCUGCUCUCCUCAAAGGGAGUGGUGUUGAUUUCCAUUAUACCAUAUGAGACAAUUGUUAUAACGUGUCGUAGACAAGGUGGUUCUUUCAUUUGUUCCAGAUUAUCAACUAACCGGAUCACUGCUGCUUCCACUGAGCCCAGGCUCCCAGACAGUAACUGGUAAUGGCAGGAGGCUAUCUGCCAGCGCCAGAACACCAAAGAUUUGGAUCAGCUCAGCCAAUAUAAAACUCCCCGGACGCUCAUCUUAAUGCAGCAUCUGUUUCCCCUGGCCCUGGGAGCACCGCCCCCUCCCAGCUCUAAUAAGCCUUAGAGCGCAUCGCCCACCGUGUCCUGCUCCUUCAUGAGGAUGAGCUCAUCGGCACUCAUUUUGCCAGAGCUGAAAUGAGAGCCUUCUGCUCUGUGUGCAGGGCCAGCAUAGGUUAGACCGGCGCAUAGCAUGACUAAAUGGAAUCAGGAAGAAAAGGAAAGUUGUUUAGAGAAAGAUUAAAAUGAAGGGAUGUUCUCCCCGGACAUUAUUUCUGCUCUUUGAUCCUGUCUGGUCUGAUCAGCUGUCCCAGAACUGGGUUAGAGUGCACAGAGGGGAGUCUCGGUUCCUUUUUUCUCCAAGGCGGGGCAGCAGUAAAUGGAACAUUUUGGAAAGUUCAUAAGUUUUGUUUUUGGUGUUCUGUAAUCUGAGCGCAGAGUUUUGUUUGACUCCACACUCCUUCUCACCCCCGGAGUCUGUCAUAACAAAGCAGGGAAGCUCUGCCCAAUAAAUCUCACUGUAAAUCAAUUCUUCUGGGCAGCAGCUCAAUUUUGCUGUAUAAGAAUGUUCAGUGUAAACAAAUGGCAGCGGAGAGACAAUCAGAAAGGCUCGGGGAUGAGGGGUGGGGGGGCAAAGACCAACUCCAGUCAAAGGCAGGAGAUUUCCUUUGUGGCGCAUUCACCGUACUUAUGCAUUAUUAAACAAGGGGGUGCAUCUCCUGAAUACAUGUCUGACACUGCCCCACUCCUAGCAACAGUGAACAUACUAGAUAAAAAUAGAAGAGGGUUUUUAAAAACCAGGAGAAUUCAUAAUGAAAAGGAUCCUGGGAUAGAGGCAGACCUCAGCUCAAUGAAGCGAAUUCAGGGUGUCAGGUUAAUAGUUACAGUUCUGCAUCUGCAUUCUGUAAAGAUGCGUGCUGCCUCAUGGCAGUUGCUGAGGGAAUAGUUAUGAGCUAUCAGUCCAUUUUCCUUGCUGAAUUUCUUUCAAAAAUGCAUCAACCUUCAGGCUAUUCCUGAACCAAAUUUCCAUAGCAACAACAACAAGCACUGCUCGGCAUCUUAUGUCAAGGUCUAAGACAGCCUUCAUGCAUCUUGAUAUCCCAUUCUCAGAAACCCUCUCCAUUCUAAUACUGAGAAUAAAUCGUCAUGCAUGUGUUGGCAUCUGCUCCUCAAUUCCUGCCGGGUCUGGCCGAGUGUCGUAUUCAAAUGCUUCCCCUCUGACUGUGAAACAGAUAUUGUGUACAAACUGAUACAGAUGUCAGAUAUGUAAAGUCUAACACCUUUAGGCCCUGAAGGAGCUGCAUGAAUGAAGCCGUCCCUGUAGCCAGAGUCUGUACAAUUUACUGUGACACACAGAUCUUUAUGAAAGCAGCAUGCUAACCUAGAUUCUCCCGAGAAUGAGGACUCCACAGCGUGUUAAAGGAACUGAGGGAUGUGGAUGUCUUUUCAGGGUGCCAAAAGAGGAUUUUCCAAAACCUCUUUUCGCAGAUGUCCCUUAAUGUUGUGUAUUUGCUUUUUUUGGGUCGUGCAGCACAUUUGUACAGCUGGGGCUCUUGUGCAGGAGUAAAUGUGAUUAGCUAAUUGUUGUUCUCCAUUGGACAGGGACCCCCCUCUAGUGUUGGAGCUGAGAGAUAAACAUAAACUGUCCCUAAGUGAGACCUCAAUAGCUUACAUUUCAUAUGUGCAACUAUUCAUCUUAACUCUUCACAAAUCAGCUGCUCAAUAGCAUGACAAACUGCUAUUUUUAUCAACAAGUGUAUCUAUGUGCAGCAAUUAUCACUGCCUAUUCAUGGCGCCUUCUGUCACUGGAUGCGGAGCCAGCGUUUUCCAUAGCAACUGUAUGCUAAUCGCGAUUAUUUGAGCAAUCAAGGAUUGAAAAAAAUGAGGGAACAUCAUCUGUCACACCUAAAACAGGACAAUGUUUUCAUUCUGCUGGUCUCUUCUAUCAAGAUGUGAGAGGAGGAUUUAAAAAGAAAUGGCCUAAAAUAACAUAUUAUUUAAGAGCAAAUUUAGCUACUUUGUUAGUUCCAUUGCAGUAGAUGUGGAGGCUAUGAGCAACUGUAACUGUCUCCACACACCAAGCACGAGUAAAAGCGUUUGCGCGAAUGAUUUACUUUUGUCAAUGCAAAGAUGCAAUUAAGACGCUCCAAUUACUCUGGUAGCGCGAAUGGCGUGAAUUGGGCGUGAGCUGAAAAUGUCUCAACUUGAAAGUCGCAAUAAUUAAUCAGCACAAAAGUUGCCAGGUGACGUAUGAAGACAGAUGGUUGUUGACUGGUAUCAAAAAUGGAGGAAAAAAUGAUCGUGUCAGUGUGUGGGUGCCCGAAUUAUAUAAUACCUUUUCUUUCAAUUACUGAAUAAAAAGGAGCUCGCCUGAAGCCAAGUGAGUGAGAAGGUCGGAUUACUUGGUAAAUUGUAAUAAACCUUUGUCUACCACUCGAUCCCGGGGGUUUAAUUGGCAGGGAUUACCAUUGAAAUUAACAUUGACGUGCGAAUGAAGCGAGUAAAUACUAUUCAUUCACACGUCUAGAUUCGCACAGAUUUAGCGAGUAGAUGACUUUACUCGCGCUUGGUGUGAGUGCCCCGUAAGAGGCUUAUCAUUACUCAAAUAGCUACAAGGUCAAUUGCGUUUUGUUAAAGGGGGUUAUCGUGGAUUUUUUUCAGACUCUAUAGUUCCUUUCUGGUACCUCUUUCACAGCUUUACAUGAUUUUCAGAUCGGAAAAAGCCUUGAAUUUGUCACGGUGGUGUAUUAAGAUAUCACUAUUUCAUCCUUCAUCUGACACGCUUCAUUUUAGCUGCUGUCUCUUUAAGGUGCCCCCAUCCACAAGCCAACUUUCCUCUUAUUGGCCACCUCCUUGGAGUAAGACCUUUCCGCUCUGCCAGAAGCUCAGAUAAACCAGGAAGGAGAGUCUAUAAUUCAUACGCAAGAAUUCUAGUAAGUCUCGCACAUAAACCACGAUCUCAUAUUUUUUCGCAUUCGUCCGUGAUUUGAGCAGGAUUUAUGGACACCAAACUUUAAAACUUUGAAGUUUUUGUUGUAUACCUGGAAAUGCACCCCCCCCCCCCCCCCCUUAAAGGAGGUUUGGCACGAUCUUCUGCACUUGAAAGCAGAUGUAGAGCCGAGUCAGAGCCUCCCACAUCACUGUUCCUGUGUUUUACAGUCAACUCCAGGUAAAAUACAAACAGCUGCUAGUGCACUGCAGGACCAGGGCCAUCAUACACUCAUGCAGCUGCAAUACUGUGGAGGGUGUGUUAGUAUUUUGGCAGAUUUUCUCCACUUAUUCAAUACACAAAAUUACGAAAUAAAUAUAUUGUUAAUCACUGUGACAGAUUAUUAUUUUUUUUGUAAAGGAAAAUUUUCUAAUGUAGAUAUAAAGAUUGUUAUCCAUCAGCUUUCAAAAAAAAAAAAAAAAAAAAAAAAAAUAUAUAUAUAUAUAUAUAUAUAUAUAUAUAUAUAUAUAUAUAUAUAUAUAUAUGUACACUGUAUAUAUAUAUAUAUAUGUAAUUUUAUCCAUUUAACCAGGAAAGCCUCAUUGGGAUUUAAAAUUUCUAUUACAAGAGUGUCCUGGCCAAGACAGCAGAAGCACGUUUCAACAAAGUUACAGACAUAAAGACAUGCUGUUUAAAAUUUGGUAACAUGUUCUGGGUCAUUUAAUAGAAAUCUUCGCACAAGGCAUCUGCAGCCUGAUGCAUCUUCCUCCAAAGCCUUCAAACUGCUUUUCAAAACAUUCAGGGAGACCAACUGGGGUAGCGUACGUAAAAUUCUUUUUACCAAUUUCAAGACGCACUAUGGAGACAGACAGCAAAAGUAAGUCCUUUGUCACAGAGCAAAGACAAUAACUUCCAACAUUUUUCAAAUGAAUGGCAAAAGAGGAAAAGUUACGAAUUGAGUUGUACAUGCCAGAGAUUUAGCCUACAAGUAGACAAUGCAGUAGACAGCCAACUCGAUUAUACAGACAACAGUGGUGAGUAAGAGACUUCAGAUUAGCAAUGAACCUCAGGGCCCCAUGGUAAACCGUAUCCAGAAAGUGAAAGCUUUGAUUUAAUGCAUGCAUAUCACCAUAGUCAAUCAGGGUGAUAAAUAUAGCUGCAGCAAGACUUGUCUGCAGCAAAAUAAAAACAGGAGUCAUUUCUGACAUAGAAGCCCAGCCACAGCGUCAGCUUCUUUAUAAGUUUCUGUAUAUGACGUUUAAAAGACAAGGAGUCAUUAAUUAGGAAUCCCAGGUAUUUGUACAAUAAGCAUACACUGUCUUCGGUGUUUUCUUCAGGUUUAGGUUUGUUCGCCACAAUCUUUAUAUUUGGACGUCAGAAAGCAGGUGAUGGAAAUAGUAGCAAGGGUCACAGGAACAUUCCCUCUUGGUUUGGUGCUCCUCAAGCCAUAAAUUCAACUUCAUCAGGUUGUAAGUACAACCAUGGACAGUGCAACAUGUACCAGAGCUAUGUAAAGGCAUUUCAAAAUAUGUAAGUUACAGUUUUUCAUGCUUGAAAAAAACUCUGUGGGAAUAUCUGCCAUCUUUUUAGGUUUGUUUGCAACAGGUUGGAAACAUGACAGGGAAUAAAAAGGCUUUUUUGGAGAGGAUGAAUCUCCUAGAUGUAAAAAUGGAAAGAGGUACGCUACUCUGUGACAGACUGCGAGAGCAAAUGGUUUAACUAUUACAGAAUAAUGUUCCUCAGCUGGGUUGUGUUUUUCGCUUGUGGUUGUGUGCGUGCGCAAGGUGCGUUUAUGAACUCAUAGCAUGGGGGUGGGCCUCUCCAUGUUCUCCGCUGUCCGUGCCUCAGCAUAAGAUUGCAAAGAAUUGGGGGGUUUCAACAUCUUCAGUAAAUAUUGUUAUCAAAAGAUUCAGAGAAUCUGGCAAAAUCGCUGUUUGAAAUGGACAUGGCCCAAAACCAAUACUGGAUGUGAUCUUCCUAGUUGCAUUAAAAACAGACAUGACUCUGUAGUGGAAAUCACUGUGUGGGCUAAAAGUAUCUCCUAAGAGCCAUUCUCUUUAUAUUCAGCUCUUCCUUGCAUCCUCUGAUAUAGGUUAAGACUGGACUGGUGAAGUGAGGAACUGUCCUGGAGUCUGACAAAUAAAAAUUUGACACUCUUUUUGGAAAUCAUGGACCCUCACCUUUCUGCUCUGCAGACCACAAAGCUUUUCUAUUCAAGCAAAUAAAAAAAAAAACAGGAUCUGUGAUGGCAUGGGUGGCUUACAAGCUUGUAAUUGGGGAUAUGAUUAAAGACCCACUCUGAUGAAAAUCAUGUUUUUCUUGUUGUCUACAUAUUCACAUGGCAUUUUUCUGAUGCUACAGGACAUAUUACGAGAAAAAUAAGACCAAAAUUGCAUUUCUGAGAAUUUCUGCAUUCAAAUUGCUGUGAAUCUCUGGCAGGCCCAAAUGAUAGGGUCAGUUACAGUGAGACUUCCUAGGUAGCAAAUCCAAGCUCCGCCCCCGGAGCCGUGGAAUGCAGGCCAGACUGGUAGAAAUAGAGAGGACAAUCACGGAACAUGCAAGUGCGUUGGCAGAUCGCAAUGCUUGUAAGAAAGCUAAUUAUGAUAUUAACUAAUAUCAUGCCCCUAAAGACAUUAGUGUCCGAGAGCUGAAUAGCUCCUGUUAUCUGCCACUUCUACUACACCAGCAAUGUUAGGCUACAAGCUAACGCGAGGAGAAGUAUGCAGAGCAGUGCUAUCUCCACCCACGAUUUCAAGGAAAAUUGCUUCUGAUCUAUUAGAGCUUUGCAAAAGAAAAGUCCUUGAAAAUGACACAGGUAACAUGAUUUUGGCUAAAAACUCCAUUAUCACAAUGUAAAGACCACUGAUAACACUUCAAGUAGUAGAGAUAAAAUUGAUCAGAGUGGGACUUUAAAGGAUUUAAGUAUACUGUUCAAGUAUACUCAGGUAUUAUACUACUAUGCUAUACUACUCAUAGUUACUAAUAAUGCUGUUUGAUUUCUGUCCUCCACUUCAACUCAAAACCCUGGUUCUGUACAUACAGUAUAUCAACAUGAGAACUUGCAGUAAAAAUCAAGACAGGAAAGUAGCUAAAACAGUUUAACCUAACUGGGGUUUCCCUUUAUUCGUAAACUUAUUCAGUAGUACCAGAUCAUCAACAUGUGACGGGUGGCUGAGAUUACCCAAGCUCACUUUGACAGGAUUUACUCACAGAUCUUCAAGUUGAUAAAUCCACAAAACAGUCAGUAAUGGAGUCCAGAGUACUGAGCUGAGAUGACUCUUAUACCUCAGUUCAACUCAGUUUGGAUUGUUGGACACAUGAUUCAGUCAUGUCUUCAAACUAAAUUCCAUCUAGAUGAAAAAUAAGAUUGCUCUCUGAAAACAGAACAAACUUUGAAUCUCAAUGGAUGCAGUGAAUGUGGGAAAAACCUCGCUCUGUGCUCAAGUUUCCAAAACACGUUUUAUUUUAAUCACGCACAUGAUGUUUUGAUCCAAAAGAUUUUAGUCAGAGUAAAGAAUAAUGUUUAUCCUGAUGAUGAUCCAUCUGGAACGGCUUCACUAUCCUUCCUGAGUAUUUUUCUGUCUCUGAUCUGCACCUUUUUUAUGUGUGUGGGAGUGUGCAAUGUCUUGCUUGUCAGACACGGCAGCAAACUUUCAGGCAUCAAGGUGAAAUAUGAAACUUGAGGUUUGAUGUAUUAAUUAUUGAAAAAUGUGCAAACUUAAAUCUGAUAUUGCUCAAAUUGAAGAAGACAACUUUAGUGUUAAGGCUCAUUUUAGUAGCUUUAUGUUGGGUCCAAACUGAUAACUAAAACCUGAUUCUUGCACGCAUCUGCAACUACUUUUUGUCAUGGUCUGACAGCAAUAUGUGAAAUAUACCUCUGGAAACAGAUAACUUCUCAGUAACUCCAGUGUAUCCAAUGAACUCUGUGACUUUCUUUUCCUUGUGGGUCAUCUCUUGAUCCAUCACUAACCCCAGAUGAGUGCUCGUUCAUCUCUUUCACCCACAAUAGGUAUCAGUUUAUCAGCAGACAGCUACAAAGACGCUUCCCUCUGUCACAAUGGGGGUUUGUACUUGUAAAAGAAACCAGUUUUAGUAUAAUUUACUUACAAUCCAAAGUUAUUAAGUUUGCCAAAAUAACAUCAUGACACAGAUUUGUAAAAUUACUUAUUUAUUUUGGCCUCAAGGGGCGAUGACUAAAACUUUUAAAAUGCUGGUUAGACAAAAGUCAGAUCAAAUAUUUCUGAUGCUUUCUGUAAGUCAGGAAAUCUUAAGCUGUACAUGAAAACAAAGCUCACUGGCUUUUGUUGCAGCAUUUGGCAGAUUUGUUGCUCAAGUUGAAAUGCUGGAUUUCGAAAACCUUGUUUGCUGGACUAUCUUGGAGAUAUCUUCUAAAAGAGAGAAAUAAAUCAACAUCUGUUAGACAGUUUUCCUGUACCAAAGCCGACUGGAACGUGCCAAAAACUUUUUUGCCAAUUGGAAACCAGAACACUCCCUGUGAAGAAAAAUCAGACCCCCAAGAACAGAUUCUACUUUUUCAUGUACAAUCAGACAAUAAACAUUUAUAGACUGAACUACUUGAUAUCUAUUUCAUCAUGCUGCAAAGUUUUGCUGUUCUGUUUUGUUAAGUUGUGGACACAAAACAUUAAAAUGUAAUCAUUUCUGUAUCAUAGCUUCAGAUGAGCAAUGCCAAAAAUGCAUAACAAGUUGCACAGAAAGGUCAUUAAAGUCCUUUGGUGUCAUGUUCUCAGUGGUCUUUAAAAAUUGUGAUGGUGAAGUUUUUAGCCAAAAUCGCGUUAACUGUCUCAUUUUCAAGGACUUGCCUUCUGCAGAGCUCCAGUAGAUCAUUAGCAAUUCGCCUCAAUGUCGUGGGUGGGGACAGCACUGCUCUGCAUACUCCUCUUCACGUUAGCUUGCAGGCUAACAUUGCUGGUGUAGUAGAAGUAGCAGGUAAAAUAGGAGCUAUUCAGCUCACAGACACUUUCUAUGGGGGCAUGAUGAAAGCUAAUAUUAUUGCUAGCUUUCUUACAAGCAUUGCAAUCCGCUAACGCACACACUUGUUCCGUAAUUGUCCUCUCUAUUUCUCAGAGUGUGGCCUGCAUAGAAGUGCUCCGGGGGCGGAGCUUGGAUUUGCUAUGUAGGAAAUCUCACUGUGUCUGAAGCUGCCGUUUGGGUCUGCCAGAGAUUCACAGUGAUUUGAAUGCAGAAAUACUCAAAAAUGCAAUUUCGCACUUGUUUUUCUCAUGAUAUGUCCCAUAGCAUCAAAAAAAAAUGCCAUAUGAACAUGUAGACAACAAGAAAAACGUGAUAGUCAUCGGAGUGGGUCUUUAAUCAAAUGAGUUAUCCUACUUUCUGGGUAUAAAAUAAAUCAGCUAAUGAAUGUUUAAAAAAAUUCAAAACCACUUUUUGUAUAAUGACUUACCUGUUAGGUUUUCACUCUAAAGCCAUUAUCCUUAGGAGUAACCCGAGUGUAGGUACCAGAAUGAAGCUUUGCAGAGCUAAGGACAGUAGAGAGUUCACUCUGCACUGUCAGUGCUCUGGGGUGUCACCAAGAGAUUUCGGGCCCCAAGCUAAAAUAUCCCCACUUCACUGCAGCAAAUGUUCUCAAACUUUUAGGCCUCUAUUAGGUAUUACAUCGGACUUUCACCAAAUCCACGCUCCGAUCCAUUUUGGCUUGUUUUGGCUCAACAGCAUUUUUAGAGCCCAGCACAGAGCAGCACCGCCUGACAGCCAAAGUCCCAAGACCAAGAAAUUCCUGUAUUAAGUACAGAUUCAGGGGUCUCCUACCUCCAUGAUGAGCUCUGCAAGCCUCCGACCCAUCGACUCCAGGCCUGGUUCUGCUCACUAUGAUGGUUUGUUGAUGCAGUGAUGUUAAACACAAUCAGGCAUCAACAUGAAGUGUUUUAUUUUGAAUAUUAGAUGCCAGAGGAAGCUGACACACUGAAGUGAAAACCUGUCUGCUUCGCUCCUGUGACUGAGUCUGAGCUUUUCCUUUAGCGCCCCUGGCAAUGCUGAGCAGUAUACUCCCUAAAGUAUAUCAUGCUUGUCAAAAUUAAAGAAGCUUUUACUGUGUAGGAUUUAUCAGACUUAUUCUCAGUUGUUUUCGUUACAAAAAUCAAAACUAUAUCAGAGUGUAGUGAAAGGAGGCUUCUCCAUGCCUGAUGUCUAAUUUGUCAUAUCCAAUGUGGCUGGAGAGGUUAGAGACGGUUUCCUUUUUAAAAAAAAUCUUUAUUAACCAUUAAUCUGUUUCGUUAAACUGACACACUGGCUUUAUUCGGCACACGCUGGCAGAUUGUCAAUACUCACACAACGGCGCUUAGUUUGAUCAUUAACCGAUUCAUGGAAAUCCCCUUCCUGGAAAACAAUGUCCUGAUAAUCUCGCAGCUUUCAGUGUUGACUCAGAAGAUCAGUUUUUGGUCAUAAGCCUGGUAGACUUUUGAGCUCACUGCCAGAAACAAUGGUUUUGGAGAAGAAGCUGAACCAAAGUUGUCGAUUUUUCAUCAGAUUAGUUUCUGUCAUAAUAAUUGAAUCUUUUCUGUCAAAGAGAGCAACCACAUUGAAAACAUCUGGAGGAGGUUUUAUUGACCGAUAAGUUGCAACCCAAAUGUUUGUACGACACAAAUGAAUAAGACGACAGAACAGACAUGAAUCCCUGGACUCAUUGUUAUAACUAAACAGUGAAAUAAAUUGAAACGCAGUUUUACUUUUUGACUGCACCAUAGCUUCUCUUUUGUUUUUUGGAUGAGUGAUCUUUUAUUUGUUUAAAAGAACUGAUAAGUAUUUUUAGGAGUAAUAGAAGGGUCAAACAAACUCAGGACUUUUUCCAGGAGAUCUGGGCUCAACUCCCAUCUAAAAAACAAUAAGUCAGUGGCCCUUUUUUACAGUUUCAUAACGUGUAUUAAAAUAUUGACUUGUGCUUUUUCUUCCAAACCUGACUUAACACACUUCCUCAUCCUAAUCAUAUUGUGACAUAAAUACAGUGAUAACCCCGUGUUUUGUGUUGCGUGUCUAACCAGAUGUCGUGUAUCCAUUGCUGCUGACUUGAGUGUUGAGUCCUGCAAAAGUGACCUUUAACAGAGAUUUCGAGGUUUUGGGACACUGGUCACGCUGUUGUGUUUGACUGGGAUUGAGACAUGUCUCUAUCUUUGCUCAGCAGAUCUGAGAAGAGCCUAAAUAAAGUCAUUGUUUUCAGAGGGUGCAUCCAAGGUUUUUGAUGUCUCACGUAGUGGCCUCUCUCUGGCUCCGAUCCAAAUCAAAAGCAGUGGAGGUAUAAACCACAGGAAAGAACUCUGUCAAUGUGGCUGAGCAAAUAUUUGUUUAAGGAGGAUAUUUGGCUUUGAGGUUUUCGAGUUCAGCUUAGUUUAAAGCCACUUACAGUGAAACCUGACAAGUGAUGACGCCCCUUUGUUAAUGUUCCACAAAUGUACAGACAAAUAUAUCAACAAAGACAAAGAACUUGUUGUCACUAUUACGUGAUGUAACCUGAUAUUAAACUGAUGUUUGUCCUCAGGUAAAAAAUGUGGUUAUCUUAUCGACAGUACGUGCUGAACCUCUUAAAUCCUAUGCUCACAAUUUCUCGUGAAAGUCUGAUCAAAAAUGUGCUGUAGAAGUAUAUGCUGACACCUUAGCCUGACUAAAACCCCGCUGAGUGGAAUUACUCAGUUGGUCUAACACUAAUCAAACAGCUGAAAUGUGCUGAAGGAAGGUGUGAAGUAAAAAAAAAACCUCUACAAAGGAGAAGGGAAAUUUUUAAAAGGUGAAGCUGUUGAAUCAUAGGAAAGGUACAGAGCUUUAAAGCCAGCAUGAGCAGCAGUCCCUCUGGUUCAUCCUAUUGCUCAAUGAGGUUUAUUCAACAUGUGGGAGACUAAAAUGUGAUUGAUGGCAAGCUUGUGAGCUAGAUUUGCUCAUGCAUAUUACACCCACUGAUUGUUAACUAAUACAGGAGUCACCUUUUUACCGUCUCCAGCAAAGAAGCCUAAGUUUGAGCAAACUUUUGUUGAGCAAACCUGACAGGCUGGGGCAUGUAGGCCAGCUUUCUCUAUGCAGCUCUAUUGACAAGUAAAGGUGAUGUAGGCAUUAAGGAAGUAUGACAUAUUUUAGCAUGUAAAAGUGAAAAACUUUCAUAUGAUGACAGUUCCACUUUCCCCAAUGUAUUUAAAGGGAUAUUCCAGCUUAAAAUUAAGUAAGGGUCAAACACACACCGCAUGAUAACAAUACACAGCGGUCUACCACUCAAUUCGCAAACCCCAACCAAAGACCCACUCUAUAGCCACAAAUAAUGCUCAGAACAGCACUACCAAACAUAUUUUUAACUUUGCCUGAUUUCUUUAGCAAAGAGACCAAACACAACUCACCCAGUAGUGAGUUGAGCUCAAAGUAGUAAUUAAAGACAAAAUAUUUUAUUCAUGGGAAAUUCUGGAAGGCCUUCUUUUUGCAAUCAUUUGGUCAUUUUAUUAAAUAAAUAACUGUGUCGUUAAAGUGAUCAGCAGAUUUAUUCAACACUAAACUUAAGCUACAACCCCUUAAGUUGACUUUGUUUAUUUCCUGUGAGGAACUUUCAGUUGAUGUCAAUUUUGGUGCCCCUGUUGAAAAAGCACCAUUUGCUUACCUUGUCCUCUGCAUGCUUGGGUGGUGUCUUCUAGCAAAACAUGUUUAUUGUGAAUGUUUUAGGUGGAAACUGCAAAACAGGGCUGCUUUAACAUAAAAAAAAAAAUCAUCAGUCUUGUCACUGAUGAUCUUGUUUGCUUUAGAUAUCAUAGAAAGGCAUUAAUAUAAAUUUCUGUCUAUUUUGUAAAUAACAGUCAACUCCUCAUGGGAGUUUUAAGUCAAUGUACCAGAGGACCAAAAAGUGGAGACUGUUUCUGAUUAUUCUCAGUCAGGCCUGUCGUUAUCUUUACUGCACACCUGUGACUUCCAGUGCCUCGCAUGGUAUCAUCACCAGGCCUGAUAAUACACCCAAGGAAUUUAUAUUUGGAAAGCCAAGAACUGCUGCUGAUCCAAAUCACAUGAAACCACACAAAAAAGUGGCAACUUCCUCCGUGGAAAACAGCAGUGGUAGCAAACAGGACAUGCCACCUCUGACCCACUUUAAUCACUUUGGCUCGCUCUAUGAAAGAGGGUGGAAUCGAAAAAAAAAAAAAGUGUGAACAUGCACAAGAGGAGAGGGAACGACUUGGAACAAAGGGAAACAGCUGAAAGCUUGUUGGCUCUGGUGGAAGAAAGUGCUGAUGAGCAAGGCUCAACGGCAACAAGACUAAAAAUACAAACAGCCGAGAGACACUUCCCCCUCAGACAAGCCAAGCAAAGCAAGAUGACUGUCUGUGAAGUUCACCUUCCAAAGUUAAAAAAAAAAGAGUGUAGUCACUGUUUGACAAUGGCGAUUGACUGCUGCAGGGCCUGAACCAGCUUGAAAAGAAGAACAGUUAGAAAGACUGAAUGCUUUCAUGCGUCGAAGACCUGAGAGAAGCCUGCAAACUGCACAAGAUUAAGGAGGCUACUGACCCACCUUUGUUGUCUCUUUGCCAUCAACAAUUAACUUUAGAUAUAAACCAGAGCUCAGGCCUGGUUCAGUGAUCAGAGUGAGAAUAGCUUUAACCUGCAGUUUCAAACGCUUUGAUUCCAGUGCCAAUCUGUAAAAUGCCACAGGUUAUGAGCAGAAAGCAGAAAGCGAAAAGGACUGCCAAGUCUCACAAGCCACAGGUGAAAGGCAACAUGCAGGCUCACAAAGAAAGACACACACACAACCUCUAAUCCUCUGUUUCAUCUAUCUUGUGCCCCCCAACCACCAACCAGCACACACACACAUCAAGUUGUGCCCACUUGUGACAGUGCAAAUACCCUCUAAGAACCUCCAUCUGGCAUAGACUGAGGUUGUUGUGGAGGGGUGGAGGAUAAAGAGGGAGGGGGGCAUUUCCUGAGGAAGCAGCUGCCUGCCUGCAGGGCCACAGCGCUGCAGGAUUAUAGGGAUGUAAAGGUGAAUGUGGCACAGACCACAAUGUACAGAGGGUGGCAGAGCAGGGGUGGUAUCGUUUAAAAAAGCCUCAGAGCUCGUGGCAUGGCUGCAGCGGUGCAGUAGUAGUUGAAAAGUACCAGGGUGAGAGCUGAAGUACAGAUUACCCCCCAGAGCGCCAACACAACGCUGUGUCCUUGAGGUUAACCUGGCCUCAUUUUUAGCCUACAUCUCACCACUUUCAGCUGGAUGGGAUGUUAUGUGGAAGGACAAGGGGGAGAGGAAGAGAAGCAUUAGCUCUGUGUCUCACACCAGGGCAAAUCAUCAUUAAAUAGAUGGUGCCCUCAAUUUAGCUUAUAACAUUCAAGUAUGAUCCAAGUGUGCUGAACCUACCAUCUUACAACACUUGAUGGCUGUUUCAAAAAUACACAGAGGGGUUGUACCUGACUUAAGAAGUAGUGGAUUUAGUCAUUCUUAAAGUCCCACUCCGAUCUAUUUUUUUUUUUUUCAACUAAAAGUUUUAUCAGUGAUCUUUAAAUUAUGAUUAGGAAGUUUUCGCCAAAAUCCCGUUAACUGUGUCAUUUUCAAGGGCUUUUCUUCUGGAGAGCUCCAGUAGCUCAUUAGCAAUUCGCCUCCGACUCGUGGGCGGACACAGCGCUGCUCCGUACACUCGUCUUCAUGUUAGCUUGCAGCCUAACAUUGCCGGUGUAGUAGAAGUGGCAGGUAACAUAGGAGCUAUUCAGCUCUCGGACGAUGAAAGCUAAAAUCAUAAUUAGCUUUCUUACGAGCAUUGCAAUCUGCUAACGCACACGCUUGUUCCGCGAUCAUCCUCUCUAUUUUUCCGAGUCUGGCCUGCAAAGCGGGGCUCCUGGGGCAGAGCUUGGAUUUGCUAUGUAAGAAAUCUCACUGUAUCUGAUGCUUCUGUUCGGGUCAUGCUGGAGUUUCACAGCAAUUUGAAUGCAGAAAUACUCAGAAAUCCAUUAUUUUUCUCAUGGUACGUUCUGUAGCAUCAGAAAAAUUGCCAUAUGAACAUAUAAAAAACAAGAAAAACAUGAUUGUCAUUGGAGUGGGUCUUUAAGCCGACAACAAUUACAUGGUGACUUCUCUAUCUGUGCUGUAAAACGGCUCAUCAUCUACCCUGGGUGUCCUUGGCUUAAACUUUUUCACAUUACAUGGUAUAGAAAGAGCAAUUGUAGGUGUUACUGGCAGCUGAUUGUCCUCCCCACUAGUUUGUUGAUGGCAAUUUCUCAGUUUGAGUUUGCUGUGAAUGAUCAAUUAUCGGCAUCUUUGCCAGUUUCACUUCAUUGCUGUCUCUAGUGUCUCCUUUGCCAGAUCCAGUCUUUUGUUGGUCAUCUCUAUUGCUAUUUGUGUCAGUUUCAGUGUGUUACCAUUCCUAUUUUACACUUCUUCAGUUUUAAUUUACUGUUUAUCAUCUCUUGUCUUCUUCACCAGUUUUAGUAACUUGUUGGUCUUUGUAAGUUUCUAUUAGUUGUUGCCUAAACACAAGUUUUUGAUAUAUAAGAUAUUCUUGUAAUGCCACUUUUUGUGUAUGGAUUUUCAACAACACUCCUUUUGUUCUGCUCAGCAUCAUCUAAAAAUAAGAAGCUUUGUGUGUGUGUGUGUUUUUAUUUCCACACACUGGGUUACAGCUUCUUAUCAGACUAGGGGCUCUAUUUUCGUGUCCGUCGGGGACGCGGUGGAGGAUGGCGGACCCCGGCGCACAGCCAGUUUGGUAUUUUCUUAGACUGAGGCGCACCAAGGUCCGCUAAGCUGAGUGUGGUGGUGUGGCAGAGGGAGGUGUUGACAGAAUCAGCUGGUGCAGGGACAUUUUCGUGCUCACCGAUGGCUACGACUCCCGCGCUGGGAGGAGCUGAGUUAGGGAGGAGGGAUGCUUACGCCAGGCUGUGCCACUCACCAAAAUACCAAAUUGUGCUUGGGAACGCCUUGUCAGUGCGGCGGACCUGACUUAUGCUGCGCCUGCACCACGUCUCUGGCGAAGCAUGAAAAUAGAGCCCUGGGUGUUCAAUCAUGCCAACAUUACAUUUACAGAGAUUUAAAUGGUAGCUUAGUUAUGUUAACUGUCUUGUGAGCUAAAGUUGGUGGCAGCUCAAUGUGCAAUCCUACAACGACUUUUGCAUGUCUUACUAAUCUUAAUCAACAACUUUUUCUUUGUUAUAGAGAGGACACCUUAAAUUUCUUGUUUUAAAAAAUAAAGUGAGACCUAAGGGUUACUUUAAGGCUGACUAUAAAGUUCAAAGAUUCACAUUUUGUACCCCAUAAAAUACUCUAUGUUCAAUGUCUCAAUGAUGGAUGAAAUUUCUAAGAGUGUGACUGACAAAAUGUGAGUCAGGUCUGGGUGUUCUUCGGAUCUUCAACUUUAGGGGAGCAGCCCUGAUGCAUUUUUUCAUCUUUUGUUGAAUAUAUGGAAUAAAAAGUUAUCCCUUCCUUCCUCUAGCGAUGGAGAGGCAGGAUGAGAUCAUCCUCGAGCACCCGAACAACAGCAAUAUCCGGUGCAGUCCACAAGACAAGCGCUGCAUACAGAAGACCCUCGCACGCCACCCUCCAAAGUCCACAAAUCAGAGAAGCAACACAGCCAGGGAGGAGACCAAGGCGGCGCUGGUGAGAGAAAGUCUUUAGACAUCUUUAUCAGUUUUAGAGGAAUUACAAACCCAAGCAUUCCCUCUCUGUGGCGCUUUUCUCCGACCCAGCAGGUGUUUUAUAUUAAGACUUUAUGGUUCCAAAGCCACAAGCGUAACAGUCACGUAAUAAAUUGUACAAAUUACUUAUUUACAGACCGUAACAUUUAAUUGCGGUCUUGCGAAAUAAAGUACAGGUGCACAUUGACAUCAACAUGCAAUUAGCUCUUAUUUUUAUAGGCAAGAGCAGGAUCACAACAUCCCUUUUAAUCAGAAACAGACAAGUUUUAUCACCUUUCAGGACUUUCAUUUAACAGGAAUUGUGUUACAUGAUAGCACAAUAAUGCUACAAAUGAAACAAUACAGAUUUAUGUUUAGAUGCACUUGUAUCGACCACCUGGGUAGGCCCCGUUUCAUGCUUUGUACACAUUUUCCAUCACAAAAUUCCAAACAGUGCCGGGUUCAACUAUCCAGACAUCCUCAUAUUGUUCCAGACAGUUGUUGACAUCACUGCACUCAUAGUUAGACGUUUGUGUAAUAAAUGGUUUUCAAGUUUUUAGGGCUUUUCACAGAAAGACCAGAAACUUAGGAACACCCAAUUGGCUCUCUUGACUGCACAACUAAUUUGCUACUCUUUUUUCCUUUAUUCUUAUGUAUCAAAAUUUGGAAAACUUCUUUAAAAUUUAAUACCACUCCAUUUUCAGAUCAGAAAUAAAAUUUUGUUCUUACUUUUGUUACUUUUUCAUUACUAUUGCAGAUUUAUUAUCAAUGACUUUUCUGAAUGGUUGAUAUGUUAACCUUAAAGGGAUAUUCUGCUGUAAAAUUAAGUUAGGGACAAACACACACUGCACGAUAGCAGUACACAGUGGUCUACAUCUCCACUCGCAAACUUCAACCAAAAAGCCACUCUACAGCCACAAAUAAUGCUCAGAACAGCACCUAUCUUUAUCAACAAUACAUAAAGGCCCCCAGCCAUAGUACUAGUCAUCAAACAUCUUUUUAACUUUGCCUGGUUUCUUUAGCAAGAAGACCAAAUGCAACUCACCCACUCUCCUCCAGCAGCCGCUUGUUUGAGGGGAGCCCUGACGAGUUGAUCACUGAGUGCAGUGGAUCAUUUCCUUUAAGUAAUGAUCAUCAUUGUAAUAAUUUUGCAAUGCAGACGCAGUAGUUCUUCUGCCUUAGCGUCUUGGUCUGAUUCCAUUUACAUAAAGUAAGAAUCAUAAAUGUUCUUCCUUGAGCUGUGAAACUCCACUGCACUUGAUGAUUGACUCGUCAGGGCUCCCCCACAAAACAAGCGGCUGCUGGAAGAGAGUGGGUGAGUUGUGUUUGGUCUCUUCGCUAAAGAAAUCAGGCAAAGCUAAAAAGAUGUUUGAUGGCUAGUACUAUGGGUGGGACCCUAUAUGUACUGUUGAUGAAGUUAGGUGCUGUUCUGAGCAUUAUUUUUGGAUAUAGAGUGGCUUUUUGAUUGAGGUUUGCCCAUGGAGACAUAGGCCGCUGUGUAUUGCUAUUGAGUGGUCGUUACUGAAGUUGGUAUAACUAGAGAAGCAAGUGGUCUGAAAUAUUCAUCUCUUGAGGGGGUAUCUAACUUGGUGUUAUGGUGUGUUUGACCAUAACUUAAAUUUAGGCCGGAAUAUCCCUUUAUUUCUUAAAACCUGAAGGUGCAAUGUGUAGUAAUGAGCGGCACUGAGUAAAACAGAUUUGGUAAAAAUGGAAUUUACUGUUUAUAAGGAUUUUAAAUUAUUUUUUUUAUCACCUGAAAACAAUUUCAGUUAACUUGGAAUAAGCCUUUAAUAUCAAUAUUGGAACAAAACUGCAAUCUUGCACCAGUGUGAUUGCACCAUAACACAGAAGGGACAAACAAGUAACAUGUGAGUUUCAGUAUUUAGCGAGUUGUGAUCCAAAAUGCACCAUGUGGAAGGCAAAGAAGAGGAGAGUGGUUGUGUAAUAAUAGCUGUUUUUGAUAGUAAAAACUUGACAAUCACAUCUAUCAUGCAUCUCAGAAGUUUCUUGUCCUCAAGGGCCACCAUUGCCUCACUGACAGAAGGGAACAUGUCAAUCUAGGAUCUGGCUGCUACAUAUUGCAUUCCCAUUUCUACUCACUGUACCUUUAAGAUAGCAGAGCAAUUUUCUUACAUGUCACUGCUUAUCUCUGUGUUUGCUGUGUCUAGAGAAAUCAAAUCAAUCAAAAACAAUAUCCCCCUCGCAGGCUCCAUGUCGUGCUGAGCUGCAGAGAGCACUGGACAGAUUAGCAUCGAACAGCCGCACACAUGAUGAUCUCUUCACGAUCCCCAUACCCAACUGUGACAAGAACGGAGACUUCCACGCUAAACAGGUAAGUGAGCUCAAGCACACACACGCCAACACACUCUGUUAUGAGCUUUAUUGGAUUAGUGAGUGAGUAGACCACUAUUUGUGUGCUGGUGAUCCGUGAAUCUCUAUUUUUCACCCAAUACAAAUAAAAUACCUGUCUUUAUAUUCCAAACAGUUCCUGCUGAAUCACAUUAGCAAUUUGUGGGCAGAUAAAAAACACUGUCUCACUUGUUUAAAAUCAACAUAAAAGAGUGUCACGGCAAAGCCAAGAUCUUAUUUUCCCAGCCUGCAUUAAAGAGAUUUAUUUUAGAAAUCAACAGUUGCUUCAGGCGUGAAGUGGUUUCCCCUAAAACUGUAGGACGAUAAUCCUUUUACUGCUGUGAUGGAUGCAAUUAGCUUUUGGAUGCAGUUACUUGUUUAACUUUGCAACAUUGGGCAACUAUGCAGAUAAGAGUGAGAGAAUGAGAGAGCCUAAAAAACAGAGAUAAGGCUGCUCUCUGAGCUCUGUGUGCAAUAUACGCAGAAGAUACAGACUGGGUGAUAAAAGGAAAAGCAGCAGUCAUCAACAGUCUGAGAUAUGCUGGUUGUGUAACUUGGUUAAAGUGUCUCUGUUUGCUCACAUUCACAGGAAUCUCUUUACUGUUUAACCAAAAGUGCACUCAGAUAAAAAAAACCUUUUGGGAAGUUAAACACAGGUCAUGAAGGGCAACUGGGAAUCAGUUCAUGGCUGGGUUGCCCUAAGAUUCUUAACUGGCCUUGGAGGUCAUUUUAAACUGUAAAUCAUUCGAGAAAAAGUAGAAAAUCACACUAAUAAUUCACUAAUAAUUUACUUUCACACAAAUCUCUAGAAGUUACUAGAAAGAAUCUUAGAAGCUUUGACUCAUUUGAGUAUUUGUUCAGAUAAAUAUCUUUGCCUGUUCAGUCUCUAUCUUGUGCUGACUGAGUUAAUGCAGUGGUGAUGGAGCCAACAGCCCGCCGAUGAAAGCCCUUUUAUUGCACCAGCCUUUGAAGUUAUGACCUGCAUGUUGAUUCAAAGUUUUUAGGGGAAAAAACAAGCAGUCUACAAUCUACAAUCUACCAUACGGCAUUUGUUUUCAAUAAGAGAGAGCAGACAGAAAGUAGUAUUUAGUUUUUCUCAAGUCUCUGUUGAGUACGGUAACUGUGUGUGACAGAACAAAGAGAAGGUCUCUAACUCCACAUGAUAAAACUUCAAAGCAAGUGCAGAUUUAAGGAAAAUUGGGGAAUAAGAAAUAAGCUCCGUAUAAAGCUAAAGAGAAACCCACAAACGCGCUCAUUUGGAUGCUGUUUGGAUCUCUGAUAGAGUGAGGUCCAGAAACUUUUAUAGCUUUGAAAAGUUUUAAAAGCUGGGUCAGAUAUCAUCUUGGAAAGUAAUGGCCUUGUCAACAGAACAUUAACUGCCCUUUGGAGACAAUAAACUGGUCUAUAACAUUUUUCCUACUGCUCAGUUUUAAACUCACCUGCUAUGUUACAAAGACUACACUGACAAAGCGCACAUAGCCUCUUUGUUUUAAAGUAUAGCCAGGACUUUAACGCCUAAGUCAGUUAUAUUUUAGACUACCAGAAAAAUAAUCCCACUUUUUAAUCAGUUUCUUAUCCCAGCCAUUUUUAUUUAUUUUUUUGAUGACUUUACAAGAGAACCUAAAAUAUUUCAUACUGCAGUGGCUACAGCUGCCUUUUUCUUAGGGGUGUGAGAGUAGACAGUUAUAAACAAUACAUUUCACACAAUGAAUUUAAGAAAUAGCUCUCCCAUUAAGCAUUUCUUUGGUCUAAAUGAGGUUUAUUAGACGUCUAAAUGUAGCCUAGACGACUGGUCUAAAAUCAGGCUUCCAGGUCUAAAAAUGAAAGUCUUUUAGAUGUCUGAAUUUAGACCAAGUUUAGACUAGCCAGCUAACAGAGGUAUACACUGUAUAUUACUUAACGGCUGUCAUAAUUAUGAAAUUGGAGAUCAUACUUGGAGAUCAUUUAUGCAACUCACAGUUGCUUUUUGAAAUAAAUAGUUUUCAAAUCAUGGGUUAAAGAGCAAUGUCUAAAUUCCAUCUAAAAAUAUACAAAAUCUAGAUGGUUGAUACUAGGUCAAAAAAAAAAAACUAGACAUCUAAUAGCUGUCUAUUGCUCAGUGGGCCUCUAGAGUUUAGUGUUAAAGCUCAACACAAAGUAAACUGGUGUGAAAUCUUUUAGUUGACACUGUUACUUGAGCAUCAAAACUGGUUUUAAGUAUAAGUUAAGUAUCACAAAACUUAAUCUUCCACAACUCAGGAGGUGAAUGGCAAUAGUUUUACACCAACAAUAUGGUAUGUAACCAGGAUGUUUCACCUGUAUUUCAUGUGCCCACAGUGUCAUCCUGCACGUGACGGCCAGCGGGGGAAGUGCUGGUGUGUGGACCAGAAGACGGGCUUGAGACUGCCCGGGCCACUGGAGCUGCGAGGGGAACUAGACUGCCACCAGUUAAUGACUGCUACACUGAGGGAUUGAAUAUUGAGGGGGUGGCAGAGGGAGUGCAGGACCAGCUUAACUCUUCUGGUGCUUAUUAGUAGAACUACAUGCAGAAAGGACUUCGUUCUCAAGCCCCUCUUCACCUGAGGCCAAUGGUACUAGAGCUUGUGCAACAAAAAGGAAACCAUUGAUUUGAGUUCUUUUGCUAUUUUGUCUCUGUGUGUGAGAGUUUGUGACCCCUGAGUCUUUUGAGCACUUGUUGUGUAUUGUUUCUACUAUAUGAACCUAAGACCGGUGCUUUGAGGUAACAGGUGGCAGACAAAGAACUUCCACAGUCGUAGUUGUGAUCAUUGUUAGAGAGCAAAUGUGUUGUUUUCUCCUGCCUAAUUUCAGUACAGUAGUGCUAAAAAAGAAGAAAAUGCAUCAUUCCCACCAGAUUAUCAGACCUGAAACAGAACAGGAGCUGUAAGCAUUUCUUUUAGCUGUUCCUGGAGCAUUAUAAACCAUUCAGUAAGUACUGCAUCGGGACAAUCCAGACAGAUUAAUCAUGAAAGGAUUGCGUACUAGUUUUUCACACAAUGUGUGUAAUUGGUUGUAAUGUGUGGCUCUUAUUGUACGGCCCUAUAUGUGUAUCAUAAACUCCACCCAUCUGGUUAACAGGUUCAAACAAACUAUAAAAUAUGUAUGCAAACACAAAGAACAGUGACAAAGCAGUGACAUAUGAGUAGCAAUAAAAGAUAACCCUAGAUAAGAUCAGGAGAUAAAACUACAGAAAAAAUGCAGAGGUGGUAAAUCAAUGAAACAAUCCCCUGCAAUGAGUUACCAAAUGAUAAACCACAGCUUUUCACAGCACGAUGACCAAAACGGACAGAGGUUUUUAAAAAGUUAGAAAGCAUUUGCUUCAUCACUCUGCAGUUUACUCUGCAUCCUCCUCAUGCUAUCCUGAGCUCUGUGGACUGGCAGCACAGCUAGCCUUGAACCUCUGUACACUGCUGAUGGGAUAAUCGUAUUUCUCCAGCUGGAGUUAAGACGCCAGUGUGGAUCUUGUGUUUGUGUGAUUAUGCUAAAAACUACAGGACUUUUUUUUUUUUUUCCAAACCGACAGCUUCACAGAACUUUGGUGGUGCUAUAUACUCAUUGUGCCAAAAUAUGUCACUGAAAAGAGGGAGACUGAGAUUGUUAGGAGUAAACUAAAAUGGGCAACUAGCAACAGCAAGAGUUAGGAUCUCUUAAAUACAUGACCAUUUUCAAAGCUAUUGACAAUGGCUUUCUUGUGUAUUUUCAGUUUGUUUGUUGAAGUAUCAGAGUAACAUCCCACUAUGGCUUUGCACUAUCGCUGCAUCUCACCGGCUAAAUGUUCAGGUAAACAGUGUUGUAAAUUGCAGGCUUGAUGUGUUUUUAAUACACAAGCAGAGUGUACAGACAUAGAUUUUAACUGGGCUUAAGUUAAGCUUAAGUCACUUACAGAAUCAUAGCAUAGUGAUUAGACAGAAGAAAGACUUUUCUCUGUUGAACUGACAAUGCCAGUUUGUUUUAUUUUUUGUGUCCAUUUUUAUUGUCUGUAGGCCAUUGUACUACUAAUCAAGCUAGCAUACUACCAGACCAUGCAACAUACCUUUGCAUCAAAUAGUUUAGAUACUGUAGGGAGGGGAGCGCUGGUUUAUUGAAAUUGAGACAUCUACUUCUCGUAAAUGGUCCACUUGCACUGCUACUUUUUCUUGCUUACUGUUCAGGCAGUAAGUCAUUUAAUUGUCAGCAGUGAAAACUAGUUGAUCUUCCCGAGUAACCUUUCAAAUGUGGGCCAACUUAUUGCCCGCUGAAAUCAGAUAAGCUUUGUUACUCAUCGUCAGCCUGAAGCUUUCUCUGGUUUGUUUCAGUGCAACCUGAAGAUACAUAAGGGUGUGAGGGCAUUAAAUGAACCCUUCGACUAAACUUAGGUUGGCUUGUUUGAAGUGCACUUUGCUUUCUUUCAUUUUUUUUUUAUUUUUUUUUUUAAUUAUUAUUAAACUUUCAGGUUAGAUUGAACAAAAGAAAUAAUAGCCUAGUUUUACAGCCCUAAUUACUGGCUUGUUUUAUGGCGAAGAAUUACACUGCUAGAGGCAAAGGUCAGUUUAAAGCUUUGCAGGAAACUGUGUCAUCUGAUGGCCAAUUCUCUUUGUCACUUCAGAAAGAGAUGAAUCCAAAGUUGUUUCACCAAACACAGAAAGAUAGUGAGAAUACAGUAUAGACGAAGACUAAAUGGUAGAACACAAAAGCCAAAUAUCUUAAAAAUAUUUCCAAAGAUGAUAAACAUACUCUGACACACUACAGAUCUUGUUCAGUGAACUGAAAACACAUAGAAAGUUACAGCAGCAUCUCAUCUUAUCAAUCAUUAAUAAAAGAAGUGUUACUACAUUUUUUUUAACAUUUCUCUGUUAAAAAAAAUCUUACUUUUUUAGAGAGAGGGUGAGGGGUUUUGGCUUUGAUUUUGUAAAGGCCUCCUAACUACAUAAAAAGUGUGUAUUUAAGACGUAGUGCAUUGCUUGAUCUCUAACUUUGCUGUACUUAACUGUAAUUGCAUUUCUAAAGAAAAGACUGUUCCUUUUUUGCUUUUGAUAUUACAGUAUACUGUAUAUUAAUGUGUAGAAGAUAUGAAGUAAUUUUUGCAUGCAUACAAAUGGACUGGGGUUGGAAAGGUCUUGUGUAUCUGUUCAGGACAGGACCAUUAUACUCAAACAUUGAAGUGAUCAAAAAACUGAAAUAUAGAACUUCAACCAUUUAAAUAAUAAGUUACAUUGUAACUGAAAAAGUAACAGCUAUGGAAAUGUACACAUUGUAAUACACCAAUUAAAACACAUUAGAAACUAUGACGUUUCUGUUGCUUUUGUUGUGCUGCAAAAUAAAGGUGGGAUCCUUUGUUAAA